UAGGGUUUACUCCUUUUCCUAGAGGCCAAGCUUCAAAGAGGAAGAAGACAGGUGACAACAUGCCUCUAGGAGUAAGGGCUAGCCAAAGAGUCAGGGCAUCUGAAGGUUCAGAGGUGCAACCUCCUCAAUCACAAACAAGAAUAUCAAAAGGCUUCAUUUCUAGCAACACAAGGGCACAAUGAAGAAGAAAUAGCACAAAGGUCUUCCACAGCUGCAGAAGAAGGCAAUGCAGCUAGUGUUCAGGACACUACACCUGCAGAGGAAGAAAGUGGAGGUGCUGCUCAAGGCAAUACAAGUCAUGAUGAACACCAUUGAGAGGAAGACACUGAAGACAAGUUAUAGUUUAUUUGCCAUUCCAACAAGUCAUCUCUUUGGCUAAUUUGCAUGAAAUAAAUUCAAAAUCUAUUUUGUAGCUCCUACACAGCGAGCCCCAAGGGAACGCAGGCCACCAACCAAGGGAUCACGGCUGGACAGGAUGACAAAAGCUAUGGGUAGGAGACUGCCCAUAGCUAUUGCUCAAGGCAAAAGAAGGCUAGAUGAACCUGUUCAGGCAACCAAGUUUGCGUCUGAGUCUGGUGUCAUCAUUCGAAAUAAGGGGCGCUUGGCCAUUAACGAUAAGGACAAGCCAACUGAGGAAACUUGCACCGAUGUGCUGUGCUCUGGGGUCCGACAAAUGAGGUAUCGGCUGAAGAAGAAAUACUUCAAUGAUGUACUUGCAAAUGAGAUUCCCACAACUUCUCUAGUUUCAAGUAUGUCUGAUCAAGAGUGGCAGGCAUUGGUCGCAAAGUGGACUAAUCCAAAGAACAUGGAAACAAGUGAAAAGAACAAGAAUAAUCACAGUAGAGUCAAGUAUCAUGAGACUACCGGUUCUCGUAGCUAUGUGGCGCACUUGCAUACAUAUAAGCAGAACAGGAACAAUGCGGAACCCAACAUAGACAAUGAAGAACUUGAUGUGGUGGAGGCCUUCAAGACCUGCCAUACUAGCUCCAAGCAUGGUCUUAGUGAACCAGCAAGAGAGGCAGUUAUAAGUCCCAACAUCUCUUUUGCUAUGUUGUUUUGUGCAUCCAUUGGAUAACAUGUCCAGUUCCAAUAACAAAUUGUAGUGAUGGAUUUUAGUAACUUAUAUACAAACCAACAAUAUUGUUCGUUGUUCUGGGUCUGCCCCUGCACCCAUGUCUUAUACUUGAUA
Messenger RNA from Sorghum bicolor (sorghum), 1189 nucleotides. RefSeq lists its product as uncharacterized. NCBI's taxonomy places the organism in Eukaryota, Viridiplantae, Streptophyta, Magnoliopsida, Poales, Poaceae. The record is from RefSeq and is a predicted model, not a curated record. Bases 476 to 1075 code for a protein of 199 amino acids. The transcript has 4 exons.